GAGCGCGGGAGUGUUGAAGAGCGGGAUCCGCUGCAGGUCAGACUAGAAAAUGACCUGUGCCACCAUGGAUGUUGAGGACAUUCACAAUGUCCUGUCCGUCAUGCAGAAGAACUUGGAAUGUCCCAUUUGCUUGGACCUGAUGAAGGAGCCUGUGGCCACCAGAUGUGAUCAUAUAUUUUGCAGGUUUUGCAUGUUGCAGCUUCUCGGCAAGAAGAAGAAAGGUCGGGCCGAGUGUCCUCUGUGCAAGAAAGAAGUUACUAAAAGAAGUCUCCAAGAUAGUCCUAGGUUCAAGCUCCUGGUUAAUGGUCUGCUGAAAAUUAUAAACGCCUUUGAGCUGGACUCUGGGUACAAAUUUUUUCCAAGUCAGGACUAUGCCAGUACUGUCGCAGCAAGCCAUAAAGAGACACUGAAAAAAGAUGACCAACCUGUGGUGCAGAGCACUGGGUACAGGAACCGAACCAGGAGGGGAAUAUUGAAUGGAGGACCUUAUGAAGACCACUUGUCCUUGCUGGAAACCAGCGCUGACACGCCGCUCGCGAGGGACGCAGACACGUGGAACUGUAAGCAGCCUAAGCGGCAGAAGAAAGACACCAAGCAGCUAAUCACAGACUUGGUGUCUGACUCCUCCGAAGAUGAUCUAUUCAAGAGAGCAGGCAGCUUGGGAAGUUUUGCUGGUGAACCAAACAUGUCAUGUGAGCCCCUAGUAUCCCUGGAUUCUGAGAAAAAAGAAGACUCCCCGAUGGCCAAUGAAGCAACUGAUCAGGUUCCUUCUAAGCUGGAGUCAGAAGAUGUGGCAGCAUCGGAUCUAGCUGAAUAUGGAUUUUCUGAAAGAGACCUUGAGAGCCUUAGAAGCAAUUUAUUGUCCAUUGAGGGCGUCCGAACCCUUAGAGAGUCGCCCAGUGAAAAGUCUGCAGUAGUUAGAGACCCUUUAUUAUCUGAUAAAGACUUUUGCCAAAAAGUGGGCGAACAAGGCUCACACAGAAAACUCGAUGAGAAUGUAGGAAGCUCAAAACUCACAGAGCACAAUGCCAGAAUGCAGAUGGAAAGGCAACCGUCCAGUGAAAGUCAGACUUUGAAAAUUGCAAUUGAUUUUCAAUAUGAUCGAGAAGACUCUACCCCUGAAAACAUGGGUAGCACUCAGGGUAGUCCAAGGGAUGCCUCAUGUGCAGUGUCCAGAGAAAGGGUUAAGAAAAGUAUUAAAAAAGUCAAUGAGUGGCUACUGAAGACAGAUGAUCUUUUGUAUAAUUCAAGGGAUGUUGAGUUGCUAACUGAUGUCUCUCAGAUUGAAGAUCCGGAUGCUUCUGACAAAGCUUCCAAUGUGUCUGAUGAGACAGAAAUUAUGGCUGUGUCUCAUCGUCAUGUUGUGGCGGAUGCUGUUGAAAAGAGUAUGGUUAGUGCUGAGGAUAGGAUAUUCGGUCGAGUGUACAAACGGGAGAAAAAGCCAAGCCUAGUAGGUAAAGUGACAUGCGUUGCUGAUGUCCACGUAGAUGGUGUUGGGGGGUCCUUAAAAGUAAAUGAGGUUCCCAAAAUUGCCACUUUAAAGCCAAAAAGGAGUGCUGGUCUUCUGCCUGAACACUUUAUCAAGAGAGUUGACGAAAAGGAAGGGAAUGACGAUAGUAUUGUCAGUGGGGCAGUGGUUGUGGACGAUUUUGGGUUGGAUGUGGAAAUCAGUCAGCUGAAAGCCUCAAAUGCCUUAUUGGAUGCUGAUAAAAUAGAGGUGAUAGGUCCAGAUUUGGAAACCUUUUCGGAUGCUCAGUCAAAUAAACCAAAGAAGCAGAAGAAGCCCUUGAAAAGGAAGUCUGAGAAGACCAAACGCACGCAGAUGAUCCAGACUCUCCAUUUGACUAAAGGAACAGAUGUAGACUCAUGCCAACAGCAAAGUCCUCAUUUAUCUGAAGUAAAAAUUGACAGCUAUCCAAGUAGCACUGAACUGGGACAUGAAGUUAACCAGAAAAACGUUAGGCGGAGUAAAAGACUUAAUUUGUUCAAAGAAAAUGAUUUUCCCUUCUGUUCAAAUCAGAUGGUGGCAGUUAUGAAUAUUAAAGACAAUAGGGCUGAGGGGCCGCCUAUCCAAAAUCCUCCAGACAACAUGCCUACCCUAGUCAACUGUGAAGAGCCAUGUUUAGAUUCUGCUGUGUUAGAAGACCCAGGACCCCAAAUUAAUGGCAAGUCACCAGAUGCAGUCCAAAAUGGGACCAUUGUAGUAAAUGGAAGUUCACACAUGAAGUGUGAUUCUCCUCAUGUGGCAAGAGAGAUGUGCAAUGGAUCCUCUCCAAUGCCAAAGCAGGAUGCAGAACCUGUGGUAAACGCAGUGGAUGUGGAAGACUCUGACCUUGACACACAACUCCUGUUAAAGACAUUCAAAAGUGCCAAAAGGAUGUCCUUCAAACUAGAUCCAGUUACUGAAACUGCUAAUAAUGAUAAUUGUGACUUAAUGGACAUCUGUGAAAUUAACACCAGCUUAACAAAUAAACAGGGUAAAAAUGAAAAGUGCAAAUCUGAGGAAAACCAAUGUAAUGGUCAAGAAAUCCAGCCGGAGCACUCAAGAAAGCUGAGAUCUAAAAAAAAUUCCAGAUUAUCUUCUAAACACAAUGGGAUGAGUUCAGCUGAGAACACAGAAAGCGUAAUAGUACUUACGACUAAGACUAUAAAAGCAGAUGACGUGGAGCCCCUUGAAAACUGUAAUCCUGCUAAAAAUGCUGCUGUAAGUAAGAUUAAGGGAUCGCCGUUGCUUUUAGAAACCGAAACGAUCUCUCUGUACCCUAUAGUUACUCAUCAAAAUUCUGCUGCAGCCAAGCGAGGAGACACUAGAAGUAGGACCGCUCAAGGAGAAAAUGAGCAAGCAAAGAACGAUUGUUAUCAGAACUGCAGUUUUGAUGAAGAGCAGGCAAAUCAAAUUACUUCUUCUAAUAGUUCUCAGGGGUCGUGGACAGGGAAACUACUAGGCCAUGCAGUGUCUCAUAAUAGAAGUCCUGAAGUUGACUCAGAGACGCCUGAUGGAUUGUUGGGUAGCGUUGACGGACUUCAAAAAGAUACAAGUUACUGUGCUGUAGCUGAAAAGUCAUUUGUCUUUGGAGCCGACAAGAAGUCACAAUUGCUUGACCGCCCCGUGUCUCCUGUCAUCCAGUCACAAGUUGUAAGAAGUCGAAAACGUAGAGUGCAAAAGUUAGAAUCUUCCGAAGAAGAGUCAAGUGGAGAUGAGGAGUUGCCUUGUUUAAACAUAUUAUUUGGCAACGCCUCAACUGUUGCUGACCCGAAAAAUACAUCUGCCAGUUCCUCACCCAAGCAGCAAGGUGGCGGUGUCCUGGCAAUGUUUAGUAGCUGCAGCACUAGUAGCAAAACUCAGACUAGCUUCAAUCUCCCACGUAACGCUUUGGUAUGUAGUCAGGAAUCUCAGUGUUCUGUGAAUUUGUUCUCUUCUCAGUCAAACACAUCUGAUCACUCUAUGAAUGGAGCCACAGGUACACACAACCAGCAUAGGACUCAGGAGAGUAGUCCAAAAAGAGCAAGGGUGGAAGUGUAUGGUAAUGAGGACAAAAUGACGAACUUGGAGAAUGAGGGAGAAGAAAUGACUAUUGUGGAGAAUGAUUGUGAAGACCCAUGCCAAGAACAUAAUUUAGGUGACGUCUCUGGAUGCGAUAGCGAGGCCAGUCACACGGGGGACUCUUCUGGGCUGUCUUCUCAGUGUGAAAUCCUCAAUACACAGCAGCGGGAGGCCAUGCGAAACAAUUUAGAUAACCUUCAGAGGGAAAUGGCUGCCCUGGAAGCGGUUUUGGAACAGCGUGGUAGCCAGAGUCCUGCUUCUGGGAGGAAGCAAGCAUCCACAGUGGAGCAUGUCACCAAGAGACCACAGGAGGCCCAGGAGAAACAAGCAGACGAUGAAGCUUAUCAAUCUCCUGAUGCGAUCCCCGAGACGGCACAGGGUGCGGCAUCUGGACGACAAAGCACCGAACAUCCACCUCCAGUAGGAAUCCGGUCAAGGUCACCGACUCCACCCCUUAGCCUUCCUCAGAUGCCAUCAAGGAAAGAGACUCCAGAGAAAAUCUGUGCUUCUUUCAAUGUGUUCAAAGAGCUGAAGGAAUCCACCCUAACAGAUGACGAAUCAAUGGGUCAGAAAGGAGAUGUUCUCCAUGCUCAUGAGUCAGUUCCAGAUUGUGCACCGCCUGCAUCCAGCCUGAAAAAUUCCAAGUCUCCCAAACGAAGCCUGAGGAGUAAACUGCAAGCAGCAAAUAGCCAUAGCACUUUCAGUAGAGGAAGCACUAGACAAUCGCCGCAGCAAUCAAGCAAGCAACCGAGUAGCACUCCGAGAAGCUCGUCGCCCACAUUUUCAUCACCCUUAAGGAGUAAAGUAGCUCCUUCAGUCAAGAGUCCUGUAGUUUCUAGGAAAAGAAACUAUUGUCUUGUGACAUCCGGCUUGAGUCAAGGUGAAGUGAUUCUGGUUCAGAAGUUUGCACGGAAAACCCAAAGCAUCUUUUCCAGCCAAAUGUCAGAAUUGACCACUCACGUCAUCAUGAAAACAGAUGAACAUCUUGUGUGUGAAAGGACUUUGAAAUAUUUUCUGGGAGUUGCCGGUAGAAAAUGGGUGGUUAGCUAUGAAUGGAUUGAACAGUCGUUCCGAGAGGGGAGAAUUCUUGAUGAGUAUGACUUUGAAGUGAAGGGAGACGUGAUCAAUGGAAAAAAUCAUAGAGGUCCCAGAAGAUCAAGACUAGGAUCAGAUGGACUGCUGCUGACAGACUUUGAGAUUUGCUGUCUUGGUUCUUUCAAAGAUAUGGCUAGAGAUGAUUUGGAGUGCAUGGUUUCAUUGUGCGGGGCAUCUGUGGCACGUGACCCAUCACAGUUUGAACAUAAAUCAGGGAUGACAUCUCUAGUGGUGGUCCAGCCAGAUAAAGAGACAGACUAUCCAGCCAUGAGGAAGAAGUACCGUUGUCUUGUGAUUACUCGUGAAUGGGUGCUGGACAGCGUGUCAAGUUAUAAACUUCAGGCAUUCGACAGUUACCUUAUGUGAUGUGAUCCGCGCUGCUUUCCUGUGGAGACAUUUGAUUACGUUACCACUUCUUUUUUUUUUUUUUUUUUUUUUUUGUGGUCUUAAAGGGUUUUCCCACAAGUGUUUACUAGAAAGGGGGUCCUGAGCCUUCCGUUCCUCCUUGCUGCUUAAUGUAUGAAGUGGUUGUUGAGCAUGCAUGCAACCACAACAUUCAUUGUCCACGGGACUGAAUGGGAUAGUUGAGUACAGUGCUUGGCUGUUCCCGUCACCAUGUUAUUUGAAUGGAUAUUCCAGAGACCUUGGAUUCUUUUGAUCUGUGGUGACCCAGCAGUGUGGCCCCCAGUGAUCAGACAUUCAUCACCCAUCCUGUGGAAAAACUCCUUUAAGAUUUGCAUGUCAUGAUUGAAAUUCUGCAUUUUGUGGGCAUUACUUCAAGGUCCUUAAAUAAGCUUUCCCCCCAAAAUGGGUACCCUGUGUUAUUGCUUUGCGAUUCAAACACCAAAGACAGAAAGAUGUCAGCCCCUAGGCAUAAUACAGAUGUUCCUGGAAUGUCCCUUUAAAUAACUGUUGAGAAAGGUCCAAUCCUUCCUUUAUGACAUGCAUUUCCCCAUGUGUAAGAUCAUCAGAGGCUACUGUUCUCUCUUUGUUUGGCAGGAUCCGCAUCCCUAUUAUUGCAUUGGAAACACAAUUUGCAGUACGUACGGCAAGCUUUAUAGAUGUUCAUACAUAAUCUUGCUUUGGAGACCUUUUUCAUGUACAGUACAACACCAAAAUUCUGCUGUCCCCAUACACACAGUUUUGGUAUCAUGCAGUUAACACUAAAGGGGCCUCAUUUAUCAAAACUAUAUUUGUUGCCCAAACCAACCAAUCAAAAUUCUGGUUUCUUUUUAAUUUCUUAAAGCGGUUUUCAGGAUUUUCACCAUGUAACCCAAUCACUCUGGUUUCCAUCCUGUAUGUAGUACUUCCUGUUGCUGUAUCCAACCAAGCCCAUGAUGCACUUCUCCUUUCCCUGUUACAGGGCCAGCACCGCCCCUAACAAUGCCCAGUUAGUUUAUAGCUCCUCCCACCCAACUACUUAGCUAGACCUGCCCUAUCACUGCCGCUAACAAUGCCCAGCUAGUUUAUAGCUCCUCUCACUCAGCUAGUUGCAUAGGCAUCCCCUGUCACUGCCGCUAACAAUGCCCAGCUAGUUUAUAGCUCCUCUCACUCAGCUAGUUACAUAGGCAUCCCCUGUUACUGUCGCUAACAAUGCCCAGCUAGUUUAUAGCUCCUCCCACCCAGCUAGUUACAUAGACACUCCCCUAUCAUUGCCGUUAACAGUGCCCAGCAAGUUUAUAGCUCCUCCAACCCAACUACUUAGACCUCCCCUAUCACUGCCGCUAACAAUGCCUAGCUAGUUUAUAGCUCCUCCCACUUAGCUAGUUACAUAGGCAUCCCCAAUCACUGCUGCUAACAAUGCCCGGUUAGAUUAUAUCUCCUCCCACUCAGCUAGUUACAUAGACACUCCCCUGUCACUGCCACUAACAAUGCCCAGCUAGUUUAUAGCUCCUCCCACUCAACUACUUAGACCUCUCCUGUCACUGCCGCAAACCAUGCCCAACCCGUUUAUAGCUCCUCCCACUUAACUACUUAGAUAGACCUCCCCUAUCAGUGCUGCAAACUAUGCCCAGCUAGUUUAUAUCUCCUCCCACUUAGCUAGUUACAUAGGCAUCCCCAAUCACUGCUGCUAACAAUGCCCAGCUAGUUUAUAGCUCCUCCUACUCAACUACUUAGAUAGACCUCCCCGAUCACUGCCGCUAACAAUGCCCAGCUAGUUUAUAGCUCCUCCCACCCAACUACUUAGCUAGACCUGCCCUAUCACUGCCGCUAACAAUGCCCAGCUAGUUUAUAGCUCCUCUCACUCAGCUAGUUGCAUAGGCAUCCCCUGUCACUGCCGCUAACAAUACCCAGCUAGUUUAUAGCUCCUCCCACCCAGCUACUUGGAUAGACCUCUCCUAUCACUGCCCUAACAAUGCCUAGCUAGUUUAUAGCUCCUCUCACUCAACUAGUUACAUAGGCAUCCCCUGUCACUGCCGAUAACAAUGCCCAGCAAGUUUAUAGCUUCUCCCACCCAACUACUUAGACCUCUCCUAUCACUGCCGCUAACAAUGCCUAGCUAGUUUAUAGCUCCUCCCACUCAGUUACGUAGCCAUCCCCUGUCACUGCCGCUAACAAUGCUUAGCUAGUUUAUAGCUCCUCCCUCCCAACUACUUAGACCUCCCCUAUCAGUGCCGCAAACAAUGCCCAGCUAGUUUAUAUCUCCUCCCACUUAGCUAGUUACAUAGGCAUCCCCAAUCACUGCUGCUAACAAUGCCCGGUUAGAUUAUAUCUCCUCCCACUCAGCUAGGUACAUAGACACUCCCCUGUCACUGCCACUAACAAUGCCCAGCUAGUUUAUAGCUCCUCCUACUCAACUACUUAGACCUCUCCUGUCACUGCCGCAAACCACGCCCAGCCCGUUUAUAGCUCCUCCCACUUAACUACUUAGAUAGACCUCCCCGAUCACUGCCGCUAACAAUGCCCAGCUAGUUUAUAUCUCCUCCCACCCUGAUAGUUACAUGGGCUUCCCCUAUCACUGCCCCAUUUGCUGGUUUGACACGCCUUUGGACAGAACAUGACAGGAAAUAAGAGCUGCAUGGACAUGGUCAUGUGACCACAGCUCAAAACGGAAGAUAGGCGCAUUAAAGGUAAAAGCAAUACAUAACAAAAUUGCAGUAACCUUCACAAAUAAUUUUAAAUUAUGUCGAUGCAAAACCGAAAACCCCUUUAAAUUACUCUUGUAAAAUGAAAGCUGCGCUGUGAUUGAUUGGUUGCUGUGUGCAUCAAAGGCAGUUCUGAUACAUUUGGUCCAAUCAGCUUGUUCAGUGGUUUUAUAAUGGUGUUGUAAACUUUUAUUAUAGUUAAGAGUAAUCAUUAUCUGAAUCGCAUUUGACCAUGAUAGGAAAAAUGCUACCAUAUACCUGUUAUACCGUAAAAUUCCUUUAAUCCGACAUCUUCCCCAUGCUGAAUUAGCAUUUUUUUUUCAAAGAACUCGUCAAUGACCCAGAGUUCUGUUGGUGGGCUCCCCAUCAAAUUUUGCUUCGACCCUGAUAAAUGUAAACCGUGGAGACGUUCCAGGCUGGCGCUGAAAAUGUGACCAUUGUAAAUGUGUGCCAGCCCACGAAGUAUCCCCCAUUUAGGUGCCUGAUUAAAGGAAUGUUACGGUAUUUUUUCACUUCAUGUUUUUUCUGUGUUUUAGUCUAUGCCUCUUUGCACUUUACUAGACAUGUGUUCUAUGCUCUAGAUAAGCUGCCGCACCCCCCUAAAAGGUUGUGGUAAGAAAGUGGUCCAGUCAUAUGGAUCAUGUGUCCUUAGAGUCCACAACUACGGUACGUGGCUAGUACUUCCAGUAUAUUCCAUCAAAUAUGUCACCGGCUUUUCCAUUAAAAGUUGUCCUCAAGUGCCGUAGCAUUGGCUGUAAUAGUUCUGUCCAGGACCAGCACGUGUGAACUAUACCCUGCUAUUUACCACUUGGAAAAUGUUAUCCAGUUCAGUGUCCCAAUACUGUACCUUAUGGGUAGUAACAAAAAGGUGAUGGCAUAGGUUUUAACGUAUGUUGUCUUAACCUUGGAUUUUUUUUCUCUGGAUUUUAUUGGCCUUGGAUCAUGAUACUUAAAUUCAUUGUUGUAAAUAAUGUAUUUAUGAUGUGUACAGUUGUUGUAAGAGGGAAAUUUAAAAUAAAAAAUUAA
This is a messenger RNA of Bufo gargarizans (Asiatic toad), 8751 nucleotides long. It is a transcript of the gene BRCA1, whose product is annotated as BRCA1 DNA repair associated. The coding region runs from base 50 to 5005 and encodes 1651 amino acids. The record is from RefSeq and is a predicted model, not a curated record. Gene Ontology annotation, molecular function: DNA binding; ubiquitin-protein transferase activity; zinc ion binding. Gene Ontology annotation, cellular component: BRCA1-A complex; plasma membrane; BRCA1-BARD1 complex. The transcript is spliced from 23 exons. NCBI's taxonomy places the organism in Eukaryota, Metazoa, Chordata, Amphibia, Anura, Bufonidae. Gene Ontology annotation, biological process: negative regulation of fatty acid biosynthetic process; positive regulation of transcription by RNA polymerase II; chordate embryonic development.